AUGCCGCACUCUGUCACGCCUGAACCAACGCCUGGAGGUGAUUCUUCGCGAACCAUCUCCCAGGCCACCAUGGAUCCAGAAUCGCCGGACAUUCCAAUGGCUGAUGCACCGAGUCCCGCAGAAGCAGAGACGACGAAAGUAAACCUGGAGGAGCUCUUUAACGAUGAGGACUCAGACGCGGAAUUUGGCUCCAGUGCACCUCUGAUCAAAUCAGAAGAAGAACCUUCACAGCCAGAGCCAAUCAAAAUUACCUCCAAAUCCACAUACUCCGACCCCGAAAUCAUGCGCGCCUUCUACCAGCGCCUCUUCCCCUUCCGCUACCUCUUUCAAUGGCUGAACCACUCCGCCGUACCCUCGAACGACUUCGCCCACCGCGAAUUCGCCUUUACUCUCCCGAACGACGCCUAUCUACGAUACCAAUCCUUCCCAACAGCCGAUAUGCUCCGUAGGCAAUGUAUCCAGAUGCUCCCAUCUCGUUUCGAAAUCGGCCCGGUAUACUCCACAAACCCGCGAGAUCGCAAAACCCUCCGCAAGGCAAGCGCAUUCCGUCCGCUAGCCAAGGAAUUGGUCUUCGACAUCGAUAUGACGGACUACGAUGAUAUCCGAACGUGCUGUACGGGAGCGAGCAUCUGCCACAAGUGCUGGGCGUUCAUCACUAUGGCGAUCAAGGUGGUUGACGUUGCACUUAGAGAGGAUUUCGGGUUUAAGCACAUAAUGUGGGUAUACUCUGGUCGUCGAGGUGCUCACGCAUGGGUUUGCGACAAGCGCGCCCGGGAGAUGGAUGAUGCCAAACGACGCGCAAUAGCAGGGUAUCUCGAGCUGCUGAAAGGAGGCGACCAGGGCGGGAAGAGGGUCAAUGUUCGACGGCCGCUACAUCCGCAUCUGGACCGCAGCCUGAACAUUCUGAAAGAGCAUUUCCAGUCUACCAUACUGGCGGAACAGGAUCCUUGGGCGGAAGACAAGUCCGCGCAUCUUCUCAACCUCCUCCCCGACCCAACACUCCGGAGCGCCCUACAGAAGAAGUGGGACUCGUCACCCUCACGUCCCAGCGCAUCGAAAUGGUCUGACAUCGACAAUGUCGCCAAAUCCGGCGCGCUCUCCAAAACUUCGAGAGAUCUCCUCGAAGCGAAGCAAGACAUCGUGCUUGAAUAUACGUACCCGCGACUUGAUGCUGAAGUCUCUAAAAAGCUGAACCAUUUGCUAAAGUCACCUUUCGUAGUGCAUCCAGGCACAGGACGGGUCUGCGUACCAAUUGAUACGAGGAAGGUAGAGCAAUUCGACCCUCUCGGCGUUCCAACUGUGACGCAACUGCUGACGGAGAUUGACGAGUGGGAAGACGAUGAGAGCGAGAAGAAGGUGCAGGAUUGGGAGAAGACGAGUUUGAAGCCGUAUGUCGACUACUUCAGAGGCUUUGUUGCUGGCUUGUUGAAGGAAGAGAAGGAGAAGAGCGGGAUCAAGAGGGAGAGGGAAGAGAAUGGAGAGGCAAUGGAGUUCUAA
Trematosphaeria pertusa is the source of this 1497-nucleotide messenger RNA. Its product is annotated as prim-pol domain-containing protein. Bases 1 to 1497 code for a protein of 498 amino acids. Gene Ontology annotation, biological process: DNA replication, synthesis of primer. The transcript is spliced from 2 exons. The record is from RefSeq and is a predicted model, not a curated record. Gene Ontology annotation, cellular component: alpha DNA polymerase:primase complex. NCBI's taxonomy places the organism in Eukaryota, Fungi, Ascomycota, Dothideomycetes, Pleosporales, Trematosphaeriaceae.